Messenger RNA from Hevea brasiliensis (rubber tree), 1068 nucleotides. RefSeq lists its product as uncharacterized. The transcript has a single exon. Lineage: Eukaryota; Viridiplantae; Streptophyta; Magnoliopsida; Malpighiales; Euphorbiaceae. The record is from RefSeq and is a predicted model, not a curated record. Bases 188 to 706 code for a protein of 172 amino acids.
CUCUAUUGUCCACGUUUUCUAACAAAUAUGGACUAAGCCCUGACUCCCACUAAAAAAAUCUCUUCCGCUCCGUAACCGGCACUGCCCGGUUCCCCGUAACUUUCCGUUACAAUCCAUCUCUUCAUAUACUCUCUCCAGAGACAAGUCUCUCUCGCUAAUUAGGCUUGAUUAUACUUCUAUUGGCUUUAUGGGCGCAGAAGACCCAGAAAUGGCCCAUGUAGACCCAGACUCCAUCCCCGAGCAAUCAUCCAAUUCUUUACUCGCAAACACCCGCUGCUGCUUUUGUUUCCCCUGCUUCGGUUCCCGUCGUUCUUCCUCCGUCGGGUUGGCCUGGUGGGAGCGAAUCCGAUCGUCAAGACGUCAUAGCGACGAUAAUCCAUGGUGGCACACUGGUGUUAGGGCUAUCAAGAAGAUCCGAGAAUGGUCGGAGAUUGUCGCUGGUCCCAAGUGGAAAACUUUCAUCCGGAGAUUUAAUAGAAGCAGAAGUAGUGGCAACGGCAGGCACGGCAAGUUCCAAUACGAUCCUUUGAGUUACGCUUUGAACUUCGAUGAAGGUCCCGGUCAGAGCAGUAAUUUCGACGAGGAAGACGAUUACGGUGGCUUUCACGAUUUCUCUUCCCGUUACGCCUCCGUUUCCCGGUCCGGUAAGCCGUUGGCGAUGGACGGGUCCCGUAAUAAGGACAUGGCGGUGAUCGCAGUUGGGUGAGAAAAGAAAGAAAGAAAAAGAUGCGCCAUGGAUUCUAGUUUGCGCCGGUAUGCGUUGGAUAACAGCUGUAGAGUUGUGUUGGUGACGUUAUGUGGCGGCGCUAAUUCCACUUACCUGUCAAUUCUUUAUGAAUUUCUUUCAAUAAUAUAUAAAUAUGUAUUUCACUUUUUUGUGUUUCCAUUGUUCUUUUUGAUGUUGGCGUAUAAAGACGAAGAAGAUGAUGAGGAUUUGCGUAUAGGAUUAAGAGAGAGAGUUUUAGUUUUGAUUGGUUGAUUGGUUGUGUUGGGUGUAGAAAAUGAUACAUGUAUAAAUUACUUGUUCUUUGAUAAUGGUUGUUAUGGAAUGGUUAAUUAUUUUCUGAA